GAGAACUCAGGCCGAAGGCUCAGAGAGAUUAGUGCGCCUGCCUGCUUUGGGGCUCCCUGCCCCAGCCUCCUCACUCAGCACUCAGCAAUGGCCCGGGGGCGGGACACACCCCUCGUGGAGUCUCUGAGGUAGCAGGGAUCCUCGCCUGAGAGGUGUCAGCUCAGGCCCAGCCUCCCGAGAGACAACACCCGGAGCCUCAUCUCUUCACCUUGCUGGGACGCUGCCACAGGGGCAGUAGGGAUCAACUGGAACUGGAAGGGAGAGGAAGGCAUCCCAACCCCAUCACAGUUCCUUCUGACUGAGCACUUGGCUGCUUGGGAAGUAGGGCACUGGGAAGCAGGGGAAGAGAAGUGUGGAGGUUUCUGGGGCCAUUUGGGCUUUGGGGGAGUCUGGACCAGACCCUGGUCCAGUAGGAUGCCCCCGUGUCCUCCCCAGCAGAGCAGGAACAGGGUGAUACAGCUGCCCACUCCAGAGCUGGGCGAGAUGGAACUGACUUGGCAAGAAAUCAUGUCCAUUACUGAGCUGCAGGGUCUAAAUGCUCCAGGUGAACCACCGUUUGAGCCUCAGCCCCCAUACCUUGGACCCUCCCCACCUUCAACUUACUGCCCCUGCUCAAUCCACCCAGAUGCUAGCUUCCCUCUUCCUCCACCACCUUAUGAGCUCCCAGCAUCCACAUCCCAUGUCCCAGACCCCCCGUACCCCUAUGGCAACAUGGCCAUACCAGUCUCCAAGCCACUGACCCUCUCAGGCCUGCUCAGUGAGCCCCUUUCAGACCCCUUGGCCCUCCUGGACAUUGGGCUGCCAGCAGGACCACCUAAGCCCCAAGACGACCCAGAAUCUGAUUCAGGAUUAUCCCUCAACUAUAGUGAUGCUGAAUCUCUUGAGCUGGAAGGGACAGAGGCUGGUCGGCGGCGCAACGAGUAUGUAGAGAUGUACCCAGUGGAGUAUUCCUACUCACUUAUGCCCAACUCCUUGGCCGCCCCCAACUAUGCCUUGCCACCUGCUGAGAACCCCUUGACCUUAGAGCCCCCCUCAGGCCCUGUGCAGGCUAAGCCCACUGCACGGGGGGAGGCAGGGAGUCGGGAUGAACGUCGGGCCCUGGCCAUGAAGAUUCCUUUUCCUACAGACAAGAUUGUCAACUUGCCAGUAGAUGACUUCAAUGAGCUGUUGGCAAGGUACCCGCUGACAGAGAGCCAGCUGGCACUAGUUCGGGACAUUCGACGGCGGGGCAAGAACAAGGUGGCUGCCCAGAACUGUCGCAAGAGAAAGCUGGAGACCAUUGUGCAGCUGGAGCAGGAGCUGGAGCGACUGGGCAGUGAACGGGAACGGCUUCUUAGGGCUCGUGGGGAGGCAGACCGGACCCUGGAAGUCAUGCGCCAACAGCUGACAGAGCUGUACCGUGACAUUUUCCAGCAUCUUCGGGAUGAAUCAGGCAAUAGCUACUCCCCUGAAGAAUAUACACUGCAACAGGCUGCUGAUGGUGCCAUCUUUCUGGUGCCCCGGGGGACCAAGACAGAGGCCACAGACUGAGCUGGCCCAGAUUGGUGGGACUGGUGAUAGGAAUUUCCUUCAUCCCUUUCUAAUAAAAUACCCCCUAACUUUGGGACCCAGAAGGCACCCAAUGGUACCGGGUGUCUGGGACCUCCCAGGUGUGUUUAGAAGCUUGCCUUGAGGGAUUAUGUGAGGGAGGGUAUCCAUCUCUUCCUUGACUCAGCUUCUCAGGUCUUUAACCUCCACCUUUUGUCUAAGCUUUGGUCUAUAAAGUGCUGUACAGAAA
Messenger RNA from Otolemur garnettii (small-eared galago), 1777 nucleotides. RefSeq names its product nuclear factor, erythroid 2 (gene NFE2). The record is from RefSeq and is a predicted model, not a curated record. Gene Ontology annotation, biological process: regulation of transcription by RNA polymerase II. Bases 415 to 1530 code for a protein of 371 amino acids. The transcript is spliced from 4 exons. Gene Ontology annotation, cellular component: nucleus. Gene Ontology annotation, molecular function: RNA polymerase II cis-regulatory region sequence-specific DNA binding; DNA-binding transcription factor activity, RNA polymerase II-specific. NCBI's taxonomy places the organism in Eukaryota, Metazoa, Chordata, Mammalia, Primates, Galagidae.